AUGAGAGCCGUGGUACUACUCGAACGGAAUAGAAAACGUCCGCCAGUACCAAGUAAAAUACUUCCUAGUUCUGUAAUAAUGGUAUUAUCGGAUUCAAGGAACAUCCGCGUCUCUAUUAAAUCUUCAAUGAUGUCGACGUCGUAUCAAGGCAAUGUACAUAAGUAUAAUGAGUUCCAGAACGCGGAACGAUUUACGUUUAUUUCGUGUAAUUCAAGGAAAGGUUUAUCAGAUGAAUCUAUUCGAAUACGACAUCAGAGUUUCGCGUAAAAUUCUGUUCACGCGUGUAGAAAGCAAAGAAUAAAAUGUUAUUCUUUUUUCUUUGUGCUAUCUUCGUUCUUUUUUUUUUUUUUUUUUUUAUUGAAUUUAAUUAAGCUGAAACUCAGCUUAGAAAAAGAACAACUUGCUAGAUUCAAGGACAUGUGUUUCCUGGAAAUAUUUAUGAAGACAUAUUCAUGA
This is a messenger RNA of Heterotrigona itama, 456 nucleotides long. The record is from the annotation of a GenBank genome assembly. Lineage: Eukaryota; Metazoa; Arthropoda; Insecta; Hymenoptera; Apidae.